Styela clava is the source of this 2274-nucleotide messenger RNA. NCBI's taxonomy places the organism in Eukaryota, Metazoa, Chordata, Ascidiacea, Stolidobranchia, Styelidae. The record is from RefSeq and is a predicted model, not a curated record.
CACGGUUUAAAUGAUUGAUUUGUAUUGAUCUCAAAAUAGGCGUGGUUUUAAAAUAGAAUUUGCAAGUCAUCAUUGAAAUUCUGCUUAUUCAGAGGGAAACACGUUAUUGUUACUGGUGAAUUAGGUACAAGAGCUGUUCUCAGUGGAAAAAAAACAAACUGAUCGAUUAAAUAAGUAAAAUGUUCCCAAUAAUUCGUUAUGGAGACGAGGAUAGCAGUUUGAUUAAGAAUGAAUCGAAUAAAAAUGAUAUUUUGGAGUCGUUGAGAAAGAGUGCAAAAAAGAAGAAGGCUGCUAAAAGACUGUUGGAUGAAACAUUGGUUCCUGGUGACAAAGAGAUUUCCACGACAAAAGAAAUUGAUGAUAAUAUCGACACCAAAAAGGUCAAAGUUGAACAAAUAAAAAAUAGUUCUAAUCAACUUCCUGAAAAAAUUGUUAAUAUUGAAAAAAGAGAUUUGAUACAUAGUCCUUAUAAGAAAAAUCAAGAUGUUGAAAGUGUUUCCAGAGUUGGGACGGAAGGGAACAAUAAAUAUGACCCAUUUGAAGUAUUGAAAAUGAGACUGAAAGCUCCGAAGGGUGGUUUGAAUUUUGAAAUGUUUAAAGUUGACCACAAGUUGCCAGAAUGGAUAGAGAAUCCAUAUUGGAUUGAUAUUGAUAUCAACAAUUCAGAGGAUUUUGACUUAACCUGCUUCCAUGAACUGGUGCAAAAAAAUUUGAAGGAAAUGGGGAUAUUCAAACUUUUUCCUGUUCAAACAAGCCUCAUACCUGCCUUGCUUUAUAAUUCCAAAUGUUUCAUGAUCAGUAGACCAAAUGAUAUCUGUGUAUGUUCACCUACAGGCAGUGGAAAGACUUUGGCAUUUGCGAUACCAAUUAUUAACUGUUUGCUUGAAUCACCAAUUAAUGGAACGAGGGCUUUAGUUGUUGUUCCGACAAUUGAACUGGCAAAACAAGUGCAUGGUGUGUUUCUUACAUUGUCCAAGGGUAGUAAUAUUAAGUCUAUUUUAUUGGGUGGAAGCCAAAUUGAAACUGAAAAGUAUUUGCUUUCAAAAAAAUCCAAGUUUGGGUUUGAGAUUUUCCCAGAUGUAAUUGUUACCACACCAGGUAGAUUGGCACACUUUCUCGAAGUCCCAGAUUUACUUCAUCUCAAUAAGCUUAGGUUUCUGGUAAUUGAUGAAGCAGAUCGAAUAUUGGAUGUAAUUAAACAGUCCUGGCUUCAGAAAUUAAGAUAUCAUUUACCUCAAUCUGAGCAAUCAACAGCGGAAAACGCAACACUACAGGAUUUGAUCAAUCCUAAAAGAUCAGUUCAGAAGCUUCUAUUUUCUGCAACAUUAAACACAGAUCCCCAAAGACUAAAAACUCUUAAUUUAUUUCAACCACGUCUGUUUCUUGCUAAACCAGCGACAGAAAAUAGGUCCGUUUCAUUAACUAGUCAAUAUAUAACCCCACCAACAUUGCAUGAACAUACUGUCAUAUGUGAAACUAACAUGAAGCCUUUAAUUGUCAUGGGAUUACUGAUAACACUGAAAGUGAAAAAGGCACUUUGUUUUACUCGAACUGCGGAGUCUACACGUAGACUUCAUCAUUUGAUAAAGGAGUAUUCAAAGUUCAAUAUAUUAAGUAUUCCAUGUUUGGAAUUUUCUUCUCUCCUAACCAAACGAGAGAGAAAACGUACAAUGAAUGAUUUCAAUUCUAAAAAAGAGUGUGUUUUAGUUUGUUCUGAUGCCGUAGCACGUGGCAUUGAUGCAGAAGAUGUCGAAUUAGUGCUUUUGUAUGAUUCUCCAUUGUUUAUAGAAACUUACAUACACAGAGCUGGAAGGGCAUCUCGUGCAGGAAAAGAGGGUUCUGUAUACAGCUUGAUUAAUCCUACAGAAGUGUCUCGUUGUAAGAAAAUAUUUCGAAAAGCUGGUAGACAGUUACCAGACGAAUGUACUGUUGAUAAAGAUACAAUAUCCAGAUUAUCAGUUGAUUAUGAAAAAAUACUUUCAAAUGUUCAAAAUAUUUUGCAAGAUUCAAAAACAUAGAAAAACAAUGAAAUAUUACUCUUAUUGGAAUCAUUUUUCAUUAGACUAUUGGAUUGAUAUAUGAGUAAAUAUGUUAUCAGUGUUCACCUUUCAGCCGUUUUUUGAUUCCUUCAUAUUUUUGGUUUAAAUUGUAGAACAAUCCGCUUUCAAAAUUGCAAAUUUCUAUCUUCGUAUUUCAAAGCGAAAUCUCAAGCCAAAAAUGAAAAUCAUAUUUCUGAAAUGUAAUCAUAAUUACCAUUGCCAAAUUAUUUCUAGA